AUGUCUCGUUCCACGGACAAGUUCCGGGCGAGAUGCGUCGUCGUCGUCGUGGCACUCGUGGCGGCUCUUCUUGCGGCCGACGCUGCCCUUUGCGCCGGCACACCCGAUGACGAGGUGACGAGGCAGCUGCUGCUCGCCGGCGACGCGGCGCUGCGGCAGGGGCGCAGCCACUACCAGGAGGCACUGGCGAAGUACACGGAGGCGCUCGCCCACAACCCCGGCAGCGUGCGCGGGCUGUACAGCCGCGCGGAGUUGCUGUCCAUGAUGCGGCAGCGGGAGGAGUGCAUGCACGACUUGGGCCUGCUGCUCCAGCGGGAUGAAAAGCACCACCGCGGUCUGGCCCUCCGCUCCGCGCUUAACGCACAGGCUGGCAAUCUGCAGGAGGCGAUUCGAGACGUAGAAAAGCUUGUCCCGCUCUACAAGGCAAUGAAGAAGCCCGCCAAGGUAGCGGAGUACGAAUUGAAGCUGCAGGAACUGCGCCACCACGCCGCUGCGUGGCUGCCUCUCCGGGCAAAACUUGAGGCGUUCAGACAUGCGGCAGACGCGCUGAGCGUCAAGGAACACCAGAAGUGUGUGGAAGUACUGCAUGAUAUGAUUCGCAAGUUUGCGAAGGACAAUGUAGGGCUACGACUGCAGCGCGCGGAGUGCGCACUGGCCUGCGGUGAUAACCAGGCAGCUUCAGAGGAGCUGAAGUACGUUGUGCAAAAGGAGCCGCAAAACUUGGAGGCGAUGGCGUUAGCCGCGCGCGCCUAUCGUGCGCUGGGGGCAACGGAACAGGCGCGGGCGGAGUUGCGGCGGUGCCUCGCGCUUGACCCGGAGUACGUCCCGUGCGCCCAGCUGCACAAACUGGUGCGGGGGCAGAUGCGGGUCACAAAGGCGGUCACGGCGGCACUCGACGCCAAGGACUACCGGCGGGCGCUGCGGCACAUUGAGGAGGCAGAAAAGCUGGAGGCAAACCCGCCGUACAAGGAGCAACUCCUCCUGUGGCGCUGCACCGUCGCCGUGGGGCUGCGCGACACGGUGACGGGUAACUCUGUCUGCGAGGAGGCGAUUGCGCUUCUGGGCGCCGAGAACCCGGCCUCGUUUGAGGUCCAUUUGCAGAAGGUGGAGCUCUACCUCAUGCAGGAAGACCUAAAAGGCGCCGAGCAGCAGCUGCAGCAGGCGCGGCGGCUCCAGCCGAAUAACGAGCGGGUGCAUGAAUACAUGCAGAGGAUAGAAAAACUCAAGCGCGUGGAGGGGAGGAAAGACUACUACAAGAUCCUAGGCAUUAAAAAGACGGCGGACGCCUCUGAGAUCCGGCGCGCCUAUCGCCACCUGGCCAAGACGCUGCAUCCCGACAAACUACUUUCGCAGAACCUCACAGCAGCGGAGCGGCAGAAGGCGGAUGAGCGUUUCCGCGACAUCAACGAGGCAAAGGAGAUCCUGCUUGACGAAAAGAAGCGGGAGAUAUACGAUAGUGGCGAGGACCCAAGGAAUCCAGCUGGGCAGGGCGGUGGGCAGCCGUUCUACGGCCAUCCGUUCACAUUCCAUGGCAACCCGUUUGGCCACGCUGGGGGCCAACAGUUCUUCUUUCGCUUUGACUGA
Molecule: messenger RNA, 1584 nt
Organism: Trypanosoma conorhini
Lineage: Eukaryota; Euglenozoa; Kinetoplastea; Trypanosomatida; Trypanosomatidae
Product: putative DNA-J protein
Exons: 1
Coding region: 1-1584 (527 amino acids)
Biological process (GO): protein folding in endoplasmic reticulum
Cellular component (GO): endoplasmic reticulum
Molecular function (GO): misfolded protein binding; protein-folding chaperone binding
Source: RefSeq, a predicted model, not a curated record